This is a messenger RNA of Misgurnus anguillicaudatus (oriental weatherfish), 1697 nucleotides long. The record is from RefSeq and is a predicted model, not a curated record. NCBI's taxonomy places the organism in Eukaryota, Metazoa, Chordata, Actinopteri, Cypriniformes, Cobitidae.
ACUUUACUGGUGCACACACGUAUUUCUUCCGGUGGGUAACUGACUAGCCAUGACACAAGGCGAGCGCAGAAAACCAAUGAUUUCGUCAGUAUUAUAUGAAUAUAGAAAAGGAUAAAUUAUUCAUUUUGAGAUUUUAUUGUAGUCGUGCCGUUAAAUCGUCGAAUUGUUGCUUUUCUAUUGGUCAAACAUAUCCACGCAAGCCUGUCAUAUUAGAGGCAUGAGGCUUCUGCAGCGUGUGCUAGUUGCCUAUAUGUUGUCAUUUUCAGGCACUGAGUUUUAAUUUUUUAAAGUUCUACUAUAUAGUAUUAUUAUGUUAUGUUAGUGAGUAACCAGUUCUAUCUUGGAAUGACAUGGAUAGGGAAACUUUUCACAAUUGCAGUAGUUUGGUUAAAAUGCCCAGACAGAUCCAGCAGCAACACUGCUCCUCACAUUUCAUUGAUUACAUAGAGAAAGAAAUACCAUACACCAAAUUUUUCAAGAAUUACUUGAUUCCUAACCAUCCCUGCAUGUUCUCCAAAAAAUUCACUGAAGACUGGAACUGCAGGAAAAACUGGGUUACAGAUGAAGGGAAACCCAAUUUCCAGAGACUUCUGCAUGAAUUUGAUGAGGCUCCUGUUCCAGUUGCAAACUGUAAUGCAAAAGAAUAUAACUCAAAUCCGAAGCAGAUCAUGUCUUUUAAGGAGUUUAUCCAGUACUGGAGAGAGUACAUACAGAAUGGACAUUCUUCACCCAAAGGAUGCUUAUACCUAAAGGACUGGCAUAUUCACAGGAACUUUCCUGACCACAAUAGUUACAAGACCCCAAUCUACUUCUCUUCUGAUUGGCUAAAUGAAUAUUGGGACACGAUUGAAGUGGAUGAUUAUCGAUUUGUCUACAUGGGACCUAAAGGGUCAUGGACACCUUUCCAUGCAGACGUGUUUCGCUCUUACAGUUGGUCUGCCAACAUCUGCGGACGUAAGAAAUGGCUCCUGUACCCUCCAGGACAAGAGGAGUUCCUCCGGGAUUGCCAUGGCAACUUGGCCUAUGACGUGACAGCACCAGUACUUCAAGACAAAGGUUUAUAUGCACAGUUUGAAGAGGCCUGUCAGCCUUUAGAGAUCAUUCAAGAAGCUGGCGAGAUCAUCUUUGUUCCAAGUGGUUGGCAUCAUCAAGUUUACAAUUUGGAGGAUACGAUCUCAAUCAAUCAUAAUUGGCUAAAUGGCUGUAAUUUGGACAUCAUGUGGCAGUUUCUGCAGGAUGAACUUUCCUCUGUCCAGAGAGAGAUUGAGGAAUGGCGUGAUACUAUGGACACCUGGCAUCAACAUUGCCAGGUGAUCAUGAAAUCAUGUACAGGAAUUGAUUAUGGGGAGUUUGCUACUUUCCUUAAGACCAUUGCAAAUAAUCGAAUAUCAUUUUUAAAUUCAUGCCCUCGAAAUGCAGACAAUUGCCAAGGUCACCUUGGUGAAAAUCUGUUUGCAUUGGGCCCUCACCAUGCAGCUUUUGAUUUGCAGAGAGUAUUAUAUAUAUUUGAAAGCAUGCUGGGCAACGAAGACUUUAAGAGAUUGGACCCUACAUCCCUGAGCUUCAAACCAGAGGAUUUACUUCAGGAGAUAAGAGAUGCUGUUCGUACCAUUGUAUAAUACAUGGUAUUGUGCAUAUACCACUAUUGUACAAGUUCAAAAAAGGAAAUGCGUUAAUAAAUCCUUUUAUCAAUGAUA